Molecule: messenger RNA, 1749 nt
Organism: Eufriesea mexicana
Lineage: Eukaryota; Metazoa; Arthropoda; Insecta; Hymenoptera; Apidae
Product: putative sodium/calcium exchanger 7
Exons: 9
Coding region: 1-1749 (582 amino acids)
Biological process (GO): monoatomic cation transport; intracellular calcium ion homeostasis; transmembrane transport
Cellular component (GO): membrane
Molecular function (GO): calcium:sodium antiporter activity
Source: RefSeq, a predicted model, not a curated record
AUGAACUCGAAAUUAUCCAAUAAUUUAAGACAUGGACCACUACCCAUACGCCAGGACGAUUGUUCAUACAUUUGGCACAUUCCCUCUGGAGAUCGUUGCAAAUGGGUGAAGGAAACCAAGGAUUGUAUCACAGAUUCUGUAAUACAAUACACCGAAUUACUCUUUUGUUCAUUCGCUUCAGAAAAUACAUUUUUGUUCGGUAUUGGUCUGCUAAUGAUGAUCAUAUGGCUGUUAUACUUGUUCUUAAUCUUAGGGACUACUUCAGAUAAUUUCUUCUGCCCGUCACUAGCGGUGAUAGCCGAUGUUUUGCGGCUGUCGGACAAUAUAGCCGGGGUGACGAUAUUGGCAUUCGGAAACGGUGCUCCUGACAUCUUCACGUCCCUCGUAUCGGGUAGCGACGAAGGGAUAAUAAUGUUCACGGAAUUAAUCGGCGCCGGUGUCUUCGUGACGGCGAUUAUCGCCGGUUCCGUCGCGGUGAUCAAGCCCUUUAGGGUCCAGCUGAAGCCGCUGAUGAGGGACGCUGGAUUUUACAUCGUCACGGUCUGCUGGAUCAGCUACGUCGUGCGAGACUACACGGUUCACCUCUGGGAAGCUAUCAGCUUUGUUCUCUACUACCUAUUGUUCAUCAGCGUGGUGGUGAUAAUGCAGAUAUACGAGAACCGGGAGGAGAGGCUAAAAAGCAGGAUCCCUGGCGUGCCGGAUCCAGACAUCUUGCGCACUUACUUGGCGAACAAGGACGUGGCCACCGUACCCAACAUCCCCGUGAGGACUCGUGCUUCUGGGCUGAGAACAAAGCUGGAUAUCGCUAUCGCAGUCGAGUUGGAGAAGCAGGAGCACAACAAAAUGGCGCCGGGUGAGGCAGUCGAGGAAAAUGGCGACCGACCAAAGGGACUUUUCAAGGAAUUUCUCUACGAUAUUAACCCUGUAGGAAAAGAGGACUGGAUUGAUGCAAAUCGAAUAUUUAAAUUUAUUCUGAUCAUACGUGCUCCAGCCAUGAUUUUCCUUCAACUAUUUAUUCCACUUGUGAACACGACUGCCGUAAAGAGAGGCUGGUCCAAGCUGCUAAAUUGCUUCCAGCUGUGUGUGACACCGACGGUGGCGUUGUUUCUAUUAAACGUUUGGAAAGCGCAUUUUGGCCCGGUUUCAGUGGUGCCAAUAUUCCUGCUGGUUGGUAGCGUAAUUGGUGUUAUUGUAUUUCUAAUGACCCACGUGGAUCGCGUACCAAAGUUUCAUAACGUUUUUGCAUUUCUCGGAUUCUUGGCUGCCAUGCUGAUGGUCUAUUUGAUAGCCGGGGAGGUGAUGGCAGUACUCCAAUGUGUAGGAUACGCUUUCAGUAUAUCGGAUGCAAUGCUUGGUAUUACGUUCCUCGCAUGGGGUAACAGUGUAGGUGACCUUAUAUCGAACGUCGCCAUAGCCAGACGAGGAUUUCCACGAAUGGGAUAUGCCGCUUGCUUUGGUGGACCUAUGUUCAAUACGCUGCUGGGACUGGGCCUAACUUAUGGGAAAGAAGCCAGUAAACUACCCCAAAAACGCACGGUCAUGAGAAUGAGCGACAUGGCGCCUGGUUGUUUGGCUUUCCUCCUCUGUUCGUUAAUAUCGACUAUUAUCUAUUUGAACAUCACAGGGUCUAUAGCUAGGAAGUCGUAUGCCUACCUCUUGUACUCUAUAUACUUCACGUUCAUUCUUAUCCAGUUCCUCAGCGAGUUCAAGCUGAUACAUCCACUUGGGACUGAUCAUCGACCGGAUUAG